Molecule: messenger RNA, 7690 nt
Organism: Anoplopoma fimbria (sablefish)
Lineage: Eukaryota; Metazoa; Chordata; Actinopteri; Perciformes; Anoplopomatidae
Gene: cux2b
Product: cut-like homeobox 2b
Biological process (GO): regulation of DNA-templated transcription
Molecular function (GO): DNA binding; DNA-binding transcription factor activity, RNA polymerase II-specific
Source: RefSeq, a predicted model, not a curated record
AUGGCCGCCGAUGUAGGAUCGAUGUUUCAAUAUUGGAAGAAAUUUGAUCUACGGCGGCUCCAGAGGGAGCUAAACUCUGUGGCGUCUGAGCUGGCUGGUCGACAAGAGGAGAGCGAACAUUCCCACAAGCACCUGGUAGAGCUGAGCAGGGAGUUCAAGAGAAAUGUCCCUGAGGAAGUCCGGGAGAUGGUGGCACCUGUUCUCAAGAGUUUCCAGGCCCAGGUGGUUGCUCUGAACAAGCGCAGCAAGGAGGCCGAGUCUGCGUUCCUGGGAGUCUACAAACAGCUUAUCGAGGCCCCAGAUCCAGCACCUGUGCUGGAGGCCUCACACACCCUGGAGGAAAGGCUGCAGCACCUUCACAGUUCGGCCCCAGACAGCGAGGCCCUGGUACGAGAGAUCAGCGGGCACUGGAAGAAACACCUGGAGUGCCUUGAAAAGACAGAUUCAUCAGAGGACAGUCCAGCAGUCUCAGGGGCAGCAGUGACAGAGGAGGCCCCAGGAUCCAGCUCUCCAGCCUCCCUGAUGACGCCCAACAGCACACCGGCCCCCGGGGCCCCAGUCCCGCAGCAGAACUACCAGGACCGAGCUGAGAACCGAGGGGAAGGGGAGGAGAGCGCCAAUGCUGGUUUGGCUGACAGACUAUCAGAGGCCGAGGAGAAGAUCAAGGUUCUGCAUUCAUCUUUGGACACGGCACAGACAGAGCUGCUGGAACUGCGGUGUAAAUACAACCAGGAGAUGACGAACAAGGCGGAGGAGGUCGACGCCAUCAUGGCCAAUCUUGAGAAAGCAAACCAGAGAGCGGAGAAGGCCCAGAGGGAAGUGGAGAGGCUAAAGGAGCAGAUAGCCAGUGGCCAGAGAGCCACCACAGGGAGCUGCCAUCCAGCAGAGGGCACCAGCCGGGAGAAGAGCGAGAAGUGCGAGGUGUUGCCCUCCCAGCUGGAGGCUGCCUUGCUGGCUAAAGAUCGCGAAAUCCUCCGACUUCUUGAGAACAUUCAGCGGCUGCAGUACACGCUACAGGAAGUUCAAGAGACCUCGGCCAAUCAGAUCCUAGAGCUGGAGCGCCAGCUGGCCUAUAAAGCGGAAGCUAUCGAGAGAUUAGAAGCUAAACUGCAAUCCCAGAUGGACUAUGAAGAGAUUAAAACUGAGCUCAGUAUCCUAAAGGUCAUGAAAAUGGCUUCAGCAAACGGCAGCUCAUCCCAGAAUUCUGCCAAGGCUGCAGAGGCUAUUUUGCUGGAUAAAGAGGCCUUUCUUCCAUCUCACAAAUACCUGGUGGAUAAGGCCCGAAUAUUGCACAGCAUUGAUGACGACCAUUCUGAGGAUGCAGGUAGGGAGACUGGCAGGCCGCCCGGCUCCCACUCGUCCUCCUCAAAUGCGGACGGCCGUGCAUCCCCCAGCCCCGGCCCCCCCACCCUGGACGGCUCCUCCUCCAGCCAAGAUCUACCCCGUCCCUUUUCCGUGUCGCCCUGCUCCGGGGACAGACUGUCAGGAGACCACAUCCUUCACAGGCAGCUCCUCUCCCCACACUUUAAAAAGGAGGGCCUCGUGGCUUUUCCCAGCACCCUCUAUGCAGCCAAAGUCGCUCUAAUGUCAGCCACCCAAGGGUCCGUGGGGUCGGGCAGCGUGGACGCCGGCCUGCCAAGCGACCAGUCAGAAAGCGGCAGCUCGACUGCGGGAGACGACGACCAAGUGGACACGGCGGAGAUCGCCUACCAGGUGAAGGAGCAGCUGCUGAAGCAUAACAUUGGCCAGCGUGUGUUCGGCCACUACGUGCUGGGCCUCUCCCAGGGCUCGGUCAGUGAGAUCCUGGCAAGACCCAAACCCUGGAGGAAGCUGACUGUGAAAGGCAAAGAACCUUUCAUUAAGAUGAAGCAGUUCCUCUCUGAUGAACAGAACAUCCUAGCACUUAGGACCAUCCAGGUCCGACAGAGAGGGAGCAUCACUCCGCGCAUCCGAACUCCAGAAACUGGGUCAGACGACGCCAUCAGGAAUAUCCUGGAGCAGGCCAAGAAGGAGAUCCAGUCCCAGAGGGGAGGUGAAGGCAAGUCGUCUCUGAACAGCUCAUCAGGCAGAAGCAGUAACGGGCCAGGCAGCAGCUCUGACGAAACCAUAAAGAACAUCCUAGAUCAGGCCAGGAGGGAGAUGGAGGCCCAGCAGCACGCCCUGAUGGAGAUGGAGGCCUGCGGGAGGGCCCCGACUGCCAGCUCAGGACCUCAGGUAGAGCGUCUGGGGCCCCCGGAGCGCUCCAGGGGCCUGCCUCUACCCAUCUCCAUCAAACAGGAAGAGGGAGGCUGCGUCACGGUCUGCAUGGCCAACCCCAUCAGCAGCCCCCAGACGCCCCUCAGCGUCCUCUCCCCCGCCGCCUUUGUCCAGAACAUCAUCCGCAAAGUCAAGUCGGAGAUUGGUGAAGUGGGCACCUACUUCGACCAGCACUGGUCCCAUGAGCGAGGGUCAAUGGUGCUCAGUGGCGGAGGUAGCUCUCUGCCAUUCAACUCGGUCUCUCCCUCCUUGUCUUCCUCCUCUUCCGGGCCCUCCGCCUUGCCCCGCCCGUGGCCCCGUCUGGAGAACGGCGAGUGUCUCCCCAACAGCGAGGAGGCCUCUGCUGCUGAGGACGAGCUGGGGCUGGGCCGGCCGGUGGAGGUGAAGGUGGAGUCGGACACAUCGGUAAGUGGAGAGUCCCCCGGGCCCGGCCCAGGAAGGCUGUCCUACUACCCAGCGUACAUCCCCCGUGCCCUGAAGCCCACCGUGCCACCGCUGACUCCAGAGCAGUACGAGAUGUACAUGUACCGAGAGGUGGACACCCUGGAGCUGACCAGACAGGUGAAGGAGAAGCUGGCGAAGAACGGCAUCUGUCAGAGGAUCUUUGGUGAAAAGGUGCUGGGGCUUUCUCAGGGCAGUGUGAGCGACAUGCUGUCUCGGCCCAAACCCUGGAGCAAGCUGACCCAGAAAGGCAGGGAGCCCUUCAUCCGCAUGCAGCUGUGGUUACUGGACCAGUUAGGCCAGAGCCUCAGCCAGCCCCCAAACCACAGCCACGCUCUGGACAAAAGCCCAGUGACGGCCCAUUCCUCGCCCUCCCCGCCUCCUAGCCCGGCGGAGAGCCACCCAAGUCCUCUGGUUGAGCCUGUCAGCCUCUCCCUGGAGAGCAGCAAGGAGAACCAGCAGCCUGAGAGCCUGGGCCUGGGUUUGCCCCCCCACCCAGAGGGAGGGAAAUCCACCCCCGGCCUCAUGGCCCUGCAUCAGCCCACAAACCCACUGGGUAUCCAGGAGAUAGUGGCCAUGUCUUCGGAGCUAGACACCUACGCCAUCACCAAGAAGGUCAAGGAGGUGCUAACAGACAACAACCUAGGCCAGCGUCUUUUUGGGGAGACCAUCCUGGGCCUGACUCAAGGCUCGGUGUCUGACCUGCUCUCCAGGCCCAAACCUUGGCACAAACUCAGCCUGAAAGGCAGGGAGCCGUUUGUCCGCAUGCAGCUGUGGCUCAAUGAUCCUCACAACGUGGACAAGCUGAGGGCCAUGAAGAAGAUGGAGAAGAAAGCCUAUCUGAAAAGGCGGUACGGGCUGCUGAGCACCGGCUCGGACAGCGACUCGCCCAGCACUCGCUCUGAGUGUGUGAGUCCGUCCUUGUCCUCGCUGGACCUGUGCCCAUACAGCCAGGCGAAGAAGCCUCGGGUGGUACUGGGAGCUGAGGAGAAAGAAUCCCUGAGGAAGGCCUACCUCCUGGAGCCCUACCCCUCUCAAAACACCAUCGAGAUACUGGCAUCCCAGCUCAAACUCAAAACAAACACUGUCAUCAACUGGUUCCACAACUACAGGUCCAGGAUGCGACGGGAGGUGCUGAUGGAGGGUCUGCUAGACAAUGACACCGAUGCGGAGCACCAAAGCUACUCCCCCUCCAUGACCCGGAGCCCCAACUCUGACGGAGAGGAGAGGAGGAUGCAGCAGCUCUCAGGACACAUCCACUCCAGCUUUCCUCUUAGCGCCAACACCGCACUGCCUCAUGUCAAACAGGAGGCGAUGGACAGGGAAGACGAGGGAAGGGAGGGCUCCGUGAAACAGUCCAGAGUCCAGUGUUUCUCCACAGCGGUACAGUUCCCGCAGCUGAAAAGCGAACACGACGAUUCCAUCGCUGGCUGCCGCGAGCCUCACUCGGCCGGCCAGAGCCUGAGGCAGGAAGAAGGGAUGAGCAGCCAGGCUCAGGGGCUCUACCCCGGCUCAGUCUCCAUAGACGGCCCCCAGAGAACCAUCCAGUCCAGGCACGAGGGGGAAGACUCCGGAAAGUCCCCCGUUGACCCCGUCAGCUUCAAGGCCUCGUCGGAGCCCUGCCGCAGCAGCCUGGAGGUCUCCCUCAACUCCCCCUCUGCCGCAUCCUCGCCCGGCCUCAUGAUGUCAGUCUCCCCCGUCCCCUCCUCCUCUGCUCCCAUAUCGCCCUCGCUGCCCAAUCCGCCCUCAACGAGCACCAAUCACAGCCUGGACCCUAACCAGCUCCCGCCCUUCCAGAGCCCCAAACUCAACAGAAGCUCUCAGAGACGCAAUGAGAAAAUGGCCAACCUCAAUAACAUCAUCCACAGGCUAGAGAGAGCAGCCAAUCGAGAGGAAACACUGGAAUGGGAGUUUUAAGUCCCCUUUUACUGUAAGUAGUGCUGAUGACCCUCGCGGCACAUAGGAGAGUCUCAAAUAGAAGCCUGAACGGAGCCUGGCUCCUGAAGGCCUGAUAACUCAUAGGAAAACGGGAACGCAGAACAUAACAUAUGGCUGAAUUCCCUACAAGAACUUGGAAGAGUUGAAAAAAAGAUUUAUAACUGUGUAUUUGUUUUUUUUUUUGUUGUUUUUGUUUUGUUUUUGAUAAUGCAUACUACUUUGAAAUAUAUGUGACAGCACUAGCUGUUCUUUUACCUAUUGGACUUGACAUGAAGACUUUUGCAGCUAUGGUGUCAUAAAAUGUACACUGAAGUUCUGUUGAUUGCCACUGGGUGAGAUUAAAAAAAGACCCCUGUCUUAAGCCAUUAAAAGCACUAUAACUAUUUGAAAAGAGACAUUGACCAAAUUUGCUACUUUUUGAAUAGCAAUUUUUCAGAAUUUGUCUGUAAGACUGGACAAUUUAAGUCAAGUAACAUGAAAUCCUAAUACUGACUGAGGGAUAGUCCUUUAAGACUCUAAAUAUUCAACAUCUUGUAUGUACUUAGUUUCUUGGUGAUAUGUUUUGAAAUAUUUGUAACUCACGUAUAAAAUGUGGUUGUACAUGUUGUAGAAUUGUCUGCAAUAGCCUUCUCUAAACCCGAUGUAGCAUGGUACUCACCUGACCCUGUUACCCUCUGUAGUUAGUCACCUGUGAUUAUACUUGAGCGAAAAACAACUGAAAAAAAAAUAUGAAAAAAGGAACCGUUAAAUCUAACGAGUAGAGUACUUUAGAUGUUUAAUUUUCUUUUUUUCUUUGUAUAAUCCUUGAGGUUUACAGUUUAGGGCCCUUGUGCUUUUGGUAGUAAGUGAAACAUUCACUACACAUGAGCACAGUUUACAUGAUUUAUUUCAGACUUACCUCUCUGACCCUCUAAGGCAUUGGUUCUCAGACUGUAACAGGCCAAGACACACCUGGUUUACCUCAGAUUAUGUUGAUGCACAUCAUGCUAUGACCAUGCGUUUCAUUCUUAUACAUAAACGUGACCCACACUUAUUUGAAUCAAUGGAGGGGAAAGUACUCUGUAUCAUGCCUCGGACGUGCAGAAGCGGCGAGUUUUAAAUGAGCAAAAUCUGUCUUUUACAAAGAAUAUGCUGCUUUUUGACGAGAUAAUGAGCUAAUAAUUCCGUUAUAUGUGUGUAUUAUGAUCCUCCUCACAGGUAACUCCUGAUUGAGUGCACUUUCUCAAAAUGGGUCAUUUAUUGUAGUUAGAAAAUACGUACUUGAUCAAACACCUCAACCGCACUGAGAUGAUGUUUAGCUUUGCAGUUUGAUAUGAAAGGUUUCCCGUUGUGAAUUGAUCUCCCUGUGGGCGAAAUCUAUCUGAGAGCAUGAUGCAGUAUGACCUCUGAUCAACAUGAACAACAUCCAAUCUGUAAGUAGACUAUAUUCAAGGACACAAAAGGUUACAGGUAUCCCCUCAUAUUAUCUUUGACCACUUGUGUAUCGUGUCUGUAGAAGUUUCUUUGUCAUGCUUGCAAGAUGUUCUUUAUGUAUUUUGCCUCUAUUUUAUACUCAGAACAGUUAACUAGAUAUUCAAUACCUCGUGUAUGAACUACUUACAGCACUUAGAUUUUGAUAAAUGUGAGGACUCGAGAAAAAUUUCAAAUAUCAACAUUAUCCUAACUUAGUGUCCACAAGUCUUUGCCUUUACUGUAUCGUUGAAGUUGGUAGUAAAACACUUGCACAUGUCUACAUAGUUCAGAGGACUUGGAUUGUAUUAUGUAGAGAUAUAUAUUACACAAUUACUAAAAAAAAAAAAAUAUCUUACAUUCUUGGAACAAAAUGUGCUGAUUAUAUUGAAAUAGAGUGUACAGAUUUAAUAAAACCAAACCCAUUCAAGCCAGUUCUGGUCUGGCAAGCUUGCCCACGUUUUAGACCUUCUCUCAGGGUAGUCUUGCUUUUUAAAGCUUUACUGAAACAGUUGCGCUCAUCAGUGGUGGUGACUACGAUAAACAUUAUGUGGUGUAGAGAAUGACUCCGUUAAAUAUUAAAUGGUUCAAUGGAAGUUGUGUGUAUACUGGAAAUGCAACUUUCACAGCAAGUGUUGGUUUGUUGGAGAGCUCUUGCUGUUUGGUGAUUCAUUACACAGAUGUGUCAAAGUACAGUGCAGAUUGGAACUAUCAGGAUGAGGCUAAUGGGUUGCAUUUUUUUUAAGAUCAGUAGACUUUGCUCUCUAAAAUACUGUUUUGGUUUUCUCUUGGAGCCACAGAAGAUUUUUCUCUGGUUUUCGUACCAUCAUUUUUUUGUGUGCAUAAUAUACUGUAUGAUUAGCGGUGACAUUUCUGAUGUGGAGAUUUCAUUGUCUUUCAUGGUAACAUGGACAUAUGACUGAAAAAGAAAUGUAUUUAAAUGCAUUAUCUCUUCAUGUAAAGAUCAUCUCAUUGUUUUGCAUGCGAAUCCAUUCUGGUCUCAUUACAAGGGAUAGGACUGUGUUUUGUGUUGUUGUUCUUGCACAGGGACAUUAAAUCAGCACUUAAAGUCUUUUUACAUUAGUGAAGUCCAUGCAUGGUGCAGCUGAUAAAUUUGGCUCUCACAAAGUCAUAAUGAAUCCAGUCAAAUCAGAACCCAAUAACUUCCUUCCAGGUAAAUAUUUAAAUCAAGAUUAUUUUGUGCCAUAUCAUAUGCCUCAUGCAUUAUCCUCACAGGAGUAAUGCCUUGUGGUUAAGUAGGAUUUAAGAAGGGUGCCAGGCUUUUUGUUACCCAGUAACAAAAGCCCUACACAUUAGAUGUUUUUAUUUUGUAAUUGACACUAGUCACUAAAUAAUGAGGCAAUUGGUUAGCAAAAUUUGAAUGAUUGUAUUCAGAGUUGUUAAUAUAGAAACAAUAUUUACAACUCUGACACUGAGGGUUUGUCACAAAGGAAAUGUUUCAUUUGAAAGUCAGCUGUGAGUCAAUAAAGAGAAGUGUCCUGCAGGCUUAAAUAACUGUCUAAUGCCCUGACAUGUCAGGCUGGUUAAUGUUAAAGAAUGGACAAAGGAAUGCCGAGCCUCUUUGAAUUGAAUUUGCAUAUGUAAG